AUGGCACCACCGGGAAUGGAUGGACGAACCUACCAGAACGGGGUUCACAACGUUACGCCGCGCCACGACUGGCAGCAAUCCCAGAACCAGACGUUGUCCGCAGACUCGUCGUCUCGCGGCAUGGAACGCGUCUCAAUUUCCAACCUACGCACCUCAUUCCGCUCUAACCAUCCGUCGAAUCCCACGAUCCGCGCCGUGACACCCGAGUACCAUCACCCGGACCUCUCGCCAACGCCGUCCGCGAACGCCGUCUUCGAUCCGACUGCCCCUAUGCAGAUACCCCGCGGCAUCACGUCGAACUCCCCUCAAACCUCCCCGAGAUCCAUUCCGGGAGAUUUCUCCAGACGACAGGGCAUGGUGUUUAACGACACUUAUGGUGGUAGUUACGAUAACAACUCGACCAGCCCGCCUCUGAGGCAACAAAGUAGCUUUCGGCCUAGGACACACACCAUGGACGGCGCACUACGGCAGCAAUUUAUGAAUGCUGCCUCUCGAGAGGGCCGACAGCGUGUAGGGUCUUUUUCUUCCUCCGGAUCUCAGCCCUUGUACGACGACGCUCGCUCUCUACCGCCUCCCAUUGAGUCCCUAGGGUUUCCGUCAGUCAUCCCCGCCCGACACUCGGAGAUCCCCCUAGGUGUCGCAAAUAGCUUGAAAGAAAAAAAGUUGUCAACGAAACGUUUGAUCAAGCGCCAAUCUUCCCGGCCAACUUCCCCGCCAACAAGCUCAACGCCGUCCGUUGACUCCCUGCCUAUUCCUGUUCCGACUGAAAAUGCGAAUAACAUUCUGCUUAUGAUGAAAAAUCUGGCCGGGCGUAUGAGGGGCGAAAUCGAGUUCCAAGCUGAUCCUCGAGGUCCCUGGCAGCUUGGUAUCGCGUAUGUGGACGAAGAGAAGGGGAGUUUGAUGUUCGACUCGGGCCAUGAUGGACCAUUUCAUAUCCCCCUUAUUUCCGACCUCCGCGGAUGUCGAGUGGCGCCAGUCACAACACCUGACGGGAAAAGAUGCCUGGAGGUCUCAUGUCCCAUCCAACCCCCGUUGGAUCUUCUAUUGCAUCCACUGUUGGCGGAAGAAAGAGAUCUUUGGCUUGCGGCCCUACUCUGCUGGCAACAACUUCGGCCCCCGAAAGUGAAGCUUUCGAACAGUAAUCGGAGUCCGGCGCCUACCGCCCUGCGUCCAGCAGUUAGAAGGCGUGGCUCUGAGAAUGGAAGUACGAAGACUACGACUGCGUUCAUCAAGGUCGGGCAAGUGAGGCUUUGGGAUAAGGGGCUGGCAAAUUCGCCGAGGGCCAUUGUCAAAAGACCCUCCACGCGAGAUUUGAGGUCGCCAACUACUUCUUGGCGGGUAGUUUCCCUACUUCUUCAAGAAAACGGGGAGGUCCGGCUCACAACAAGGGACGGCGAGGCUGUCAUAGCCGUGGUCGAGCUAUCUCAAUUAUCUCGAUGCGCUAUUCAACAGCUGAACCGGUCAGUCUUGGACGAGGAGUACUGCAUUGGCAUCUUUCCCCACUACUCCCCAAUAUCUACACAGCUAUCCAUAUUCCGUCCUGUGUACAUCGCCCUGGAUAACCGUCUUUUGUUCGAAGUGUGGUUUGUCCUUCUACGAGCUUUCGCCCUACCCGACAUAUUCCGACUAGAUUCACCUGCGGCAGAAGGAGCCUUGGAAGUUACGGACUUGGAGUCGGAGCUUUCUGGCGAGAUAUUCAGGAUCGAAAAGACAAUAAGUCUGCGGGUGACGGAGGCAAAACUGAAACCCAAGACAUGUCCGCCCGACGUUGGCUUCAUCGACCGACAGCCCAAAGACGCGGACCCUUUGACAGGCAACUAUCUGGCGGAGGUCAUCCUGGACGGCGAGGUCCGCGCUCGAUCGACGAUCAAGACUGGAACCAAAAAUCCUUUCUGGCGAGAGGAUUACCAGUUUUCGGAUCUCCCGCCAACUAUGCCAUUCCUCUCCAUCAUUCUGAAAAGAGUGGAUGGGAACCUAGAAAGUUUCAGUCACCAGCUUCAAGCAUCACUUGGCUUGCCCAAGACUGGGAAUUUGACGGAAGUUCUUUGCGGCUCUGUCGACAUUCCCCUGGAUCACGUUGAACCCGGCAAAGAUUUUGAGAGGUGGCUUGAGAUAUACGACGAGCGACAACAAGUAACGGGCACAAUGCUCGUGAAGCUUCAUCAUGAGGAGCUUGUCGUCCUCCAUUCUAAAGAAUACCAGGCGCUAUCAACGUUGCUUCAUAGCUUUCCGACCGGUCUCACUGCCCAGAUCGCCGAUGCCCUUCCUGGCAAUCUGCGUCGGCUUUCCGAAAUUUUUCUGAAUAUCUUUCAAGUGUCAGGUCAUGCCAAUGAAUGGUUGCAAACACUCGUCGAAGACGAGAUUGAUGGUAUUGGCGGUAGCCAAACCCAGAUGAAGAAGUACCGAUUCAGCAGUCGCUUGAAGUCAAAUGAGUCCAUGGAGUCAUCGAGUGACAGAGAGCAGAUUCUUCGCGAUAUGGGUAAAUCUCUUGCGGGAGAAGCCAAUUUGUUAUUCCGAGGCAACACUCUGCUGACGCAAGCUCUCGAGUUUCACAUGAGGCGCUCAGGAAAGGAGUAUCUUGAGCAGAUGUUGCAAGCCAAAAUCUUUGAGAUCAACGAGGCCAAUCCGAACUGCGAGGUCGAUCCGAGCAAGCUCAAACCUGGUGAAAACAUCCAGGAACAUUGGACACGACUCAUCCAGCUAACAAUGGAGGUUUGGCAAUGCAUUUGCAAGGAGCCCACGAAAUGCCCACCGGAGCUUCGGUCAAUCCUCAAAUAUGUACGAGCCGUUGCUGAAGAUCGCUACGGCGACUGGCUACGGACCGUCACUUACACAAGCGUAUCGGGCUUCUUGUUCCUCCGCUUCAUUUGCCCUGCGAUUUUGAGUCCCAAGCUCUUCGGUCUGUUGAGGGAUCACCCUAGACCUCGGGCACAGCGAACCCUCACAUUGGUCGCCAAGGCACUCCAGGCCCUUGGCAACCUUUCUACGUUUGGCAAGAAGGAAGAAUGGAUGGAGCCAAUGAACAAGUUUCUGGGCUCUAACCGUCAAUCCGUCAAGGACUAUAUCGACACGAUCUGCGCCAUUCCCGUGGAACGCAACAAGGUCGCUCUGGGUCCAUCCUACUCAACCCCCAUUGCCAUUCUUGGACGGCUAACGCCGACGGCACGAGAGGGUUUCCCUGCACUGCCUCACUUGAUCGACCACGCUCGUAAUUUCGCGGCACUUGUCAAGAUGUGGACCGAGGCCAACCCUAUCGGGAAUGGCGAGUUCAUCAAACCUGUAGGCGGCGAGGACGACAUUCUCAUUUUCAAUGAGAUGUGCUUGGUCCUGCAGGAGCGCGCAGAGUUGUGCUACUCGAAGAUGGAUGGCUCUUCUCAAGAGACUGCAUCUCUUCCUGCAUCCGAUUUCGCCGACGCAAUGGACCACAACUCCGCCAUUUUGGAUUCCAUGAGCCUUUCCACGCAUCACAACAACCACUCAGAACCGACCUCAGUGAAUACCUCCACAGUUUGGCUUGACCAAGACAAUUACCAGCCUCCUGGGUCUGCUGGUAGCGACGUAUUGAUUGAUGUGCCUGCGCGAAGAAGCCGUGAGCAUCGCCGUGGCCGAGACUUCAACUCCCUGCGGCAAGCUCCUGGACACUCAGAGCACGCGUCUUCGCAUCUAGCUACGCUCAAGCGGAAUGGCAGGGCUACUCGCCAGAUUCUGUCUGGCAUUAUGAAGCCAUUCGCGCGGAGUGACUCGCCCGAGUCGUCUCCGUCGACGACGCGAGGCAAAAACAUCGACCGAUCCUGGAACACUGGUUAUUGA
This is a messenger RNA of Colletotrichum orchidophilum, 3810 nucleotides long. RefSeq names its product GTPase-activator protein for Ras-like GTPase. Lineage: Eukaryota; Fungi; Ascomycota; Sordariomycetes; Glomerellales; Glomerellaceae. Gene Ontology annotation, biological process: regulation of GTPase activity. The record is from RefSeq and is a predicted model, not a curated record. The coding region runs from base 1 to 3810 and encodes 1269 amino acids. The transcript has a single exon.